AUGAAAAUGAAAAAUCCUCCCGUGAACAGCCUCAGCUUGGAGCUCCUAACAGAAUUCUCUAUCGGCCUGGAAAAGCUGGAGAUCGACCGAGGCUGCCGGGGGCUUAUCCUGACCUCCGUACGUGAUCCGAUUUUUUCUGCUGGGCUGGACAUCACAGAGAUGUGUGGAAAGAGUGCUGAGCACUAUGCAGCUUUCUGGAGGGCUGUGCAGGAGAUGUGGCUGAAACUGUUCGGAUCCAAUAUGGUGAUAAUCGCAGCUGUCAAUGGUUCCAGUCCCGCUGGAGGGUGCCUUAUGGCCUUGUGCUGUGAUUACAGGAUCAUGGCAGACAGCCCAAAGUACAGCAUUGGCCUGAAUGAGACCCAGCUGGGCAUAGUAGCUCCCUUCUGGUUCAAGGACACAAUGACACACAUUGUAGGGAGCCGUGUGACAGAGCAAUCCCUCCAGCUGGGACAAAUGUAUCCUGCCCCCGCAGCUCUUAAAAUCGGUCUUGUGGAUCAGUUAGUUCCAGAGGAUAAGGUACAGAGCACUGCAGCUACCGUCAUGGCUCAAUGGCUGUCUGUCCCAGAUCAUGCCCGUCAGAUCACCAAGUCUAUGAUACGUAAGCCUAUCAUAGACAGGCUAGUCAAACAGCGAGAGGCCGAUAUCAAUAAUUUUGUCAGCUUCAUCUCCAAGGAAUCCAUCCAGAAGUCUUUGCUAGUCUACAUGGAAAGGUUGAGGCAGAAGAAGCAGUAA
This is a messenger RNA of Staurois parvus, 732 nucleotides long. The record is from the annotation of a GenBank genome assembly. Lineage: Eukaryota; Metazoa; Chordata; Amphibia; Anura; Ranidae.